Colletotrichum godetiae is the source of this 1581-nucleotide messenger RNA. Its product is annotated as maltose permease. NCBI's taxonomy places the organism in Eukaryota, Fungi, Ascomycota, Sordariomycetes, Glomerellales, Glomerellaceae. Gene Ontology annotation, biological process: transmembrane transport; carbohydrate transport. The coding region runs from base 1 to 1581 and encodes 526 amino acids. Gene Ontology annotation, molecular function: carbohydrate:proton symporter activity. The record is from RefSeq and is a predicted model, not a curated record. The transcript is spliced from 4 exons. Gene Ontology annotation, cellular component: membrane.
AUGGACAACAAGAACGAGCCGACGGCCCAGCAUGACGACAAGCUGAGGGCCGAACAGCUUGAAGAUGCGAACGUGGCCGCGACAGCUGCGCUGCCGACAACGCAGGCGAACGAGAAGCUCAGUUUCCGUGAUUUGUGGGAGAACAAGCGUGUUUUAGGGUUCUGCUUGAUGAUCUACCUUUUACCCAUCAAUUUUGGCUACGAAGUUUCGACCAUCGGAAAACUACUCGCCGUAACCCCCUUUGCUCAGCGUUUCGGCCACGAGAUCAACGGAAAAUGGCAGGUCGCCGCCCGAGACCAACAGAUUCUCAAUGCCGCGGGCACGAUCGGAAUCUUUGUCUCGGCAUUUGCAACAGGUUUCAUCAGCGACAUCUUUGGCCGCAAAAAGACUAUCGGCGUCGCUUGCUUGAUUUGCUGCGGUGGCACGAUUCUACAAUACUUUGCUUCAAGCAUCAUGAUGCUUUUCGGCGGUAAGGUCGUUGCCACUUUUGGAUUCGGUCUUGGCCAUUCACUGGGACCUGUCUUUGUUGCCGAGCUCGCACCGGUCAAGAUGCGCGGUGUAUGCCUUGUCCUGGUCAAUACAAUGAUUACUGUUGGCCAAUGGCUCAACUCGGCGACGGUACUGGCGAGCGACCAUUAUCACAACGAUCUCUCUUGGCGAAUCCCGUUGAUUACGCAACUCAUUCCUCCUGGACUACUUCUUUGCGGUUUGGCGUUCUUGCCCGAGUCUCCUAGUUGGCUUCUCAUCAAGGGUCGUCGCGAGGAAGCUGCCAAAUCAUACAGAAGAUUCAACGGGCCCAACUUUGACGUUGAUGCUGCGUUGGCGGUCGCCACUGUUGCCAUUGCUAAAGAGCAGGAGGCCAAAAAGGAACAGGAGUCAGCUCGCUGGGUUGACUGUUUUAAGGGAGUCAACGGCAGGCGCACAGCAAUCAUCGUGAUGGUCUAUCUCUCUCAGCAAGCCAUUGGUGUGAACUUCGUUUCAGGCUACCUCACAUACUAUUUCCGAUUAGCUGGAAUCAACAACCCCCUUGCAAUCGGCCAGGCAGCCUACGCAAUUCAGUUCGUCGGCAACAUGACCUCCUGGCCACUUGUGGAUCGAUACGGAAGACGACCAUUGAUCGUUGGCGGCGUUUUCACCAUGACAGCACUUUUGCUUCUCAUCGGCGGCAUCAGCACCAUCGGCAACCAAGCUUCACUGACAGCAACAGUCGCCUUCAUGGUCAUCUGGGGGUACUUGUACCAAGCGACUUUGGGUGCUGUCGCAUAUUCUGUCGGAGGAGAAACUGCCAGCAUCAACAUCAUGUGCUCGACCGCGGCAUCCUGCUUAGUAUUGCAGGUGAUGCCCUACCUGCUGAACACAGACCAGGCCAACUUGGGCGGCAAGAUUUGCUUCAUUUUCUUCGGCCUGUCAUUGCCCAUGUGCGCAUGGCUUUAUCUCUACUUCCCCGAGAUGAAGGGUCGCAACUACGCCGAGAUUCAAGAAAUGUUCAGCAAUCGCGUGCCGGCCCGCAAGUUCAAGUCUUAUGUUUGUGAGGUCAGCGCCGGGGGCCAGGAGGAGAAGAAACUGCAGGACGAAGCAUGA